AUGCCCAAACCAACCCCUCACGCUGCUUUCAUGGCCACUUGUCGACUAACUCGCGCCCUCUUUUUCUCUUUACCAGGCCGUGGAACACGCGAGCGACUCGAAGAAUCCCCCGAGCAGGCCGCCAUCCGUCUCGAGAAGCUCCAGGGCGCCGUCCGUACGAUUCUCGAAUGCGUCGGCGAGGACCCCGACCGCCCGGGCGUGCUCGACACCCCGAGACGCUACGCCAAGGCCAUGCUCUUCCUGACCCGCGGCUAUCAGGAGAACGUCAAGGAUAUUGUCAACAACGCCAUCUUCCAGGAGGGCCACAACGAGAUGGUCAUUGUGAAGGACAUUGAGAUCUUUAGCAUGUGCGAGCACCAUCUCGUACCCUUUACCGGCAAGAUGCACAUUGCCUAUAUCCCGAAGAACCAGGUCAUCGGCCUCUCGAAGCUGCCCCGCAUCGCCGAAAUGUUCAGCAGGCGGUUCCAGAUCCAGGAGCGCCUGACCAAAGAGGUAGCCUACGCCAUCAUGGAGAUCCUCCAGCCGCAGGGCGUGGCCGUCGUCAUGGAGUCCAGUCACCUGUGCAUGGUAAUGCGUGGCGUGCAGAAGACGGCGGCGAGCACAAUUACCAGCUGCGUACUGGGUGCCUUUGAGAAGAAGGAGAAGACGCGCAACGAGUUCCUCAGCCUGGUGGGGUUGAAGAAAUAA
Molecule: messenger RNA, 687 nt
Organism: Colletotrichum higginsianum IMI 349063
Lineage: Eukaryota; Fungi; Ascomycota; Sordariomycetes; Glomerellales; Glomerellaceae
Product: GTP cyclohydrolase 1
Exons: 2
Coding region: 1-687 (228 amino acids)
Biological process (GO): tetrahydrobiopterin biosynthetic process; tetrahydrofolate biosynthetic process
Cellular component (GO): cytoplasm
Molecular function (GO): zinc ion binding; GTP cyclohydrolase I activity; GTP binding
Source: RefSeq, a predicted model, not a curated record